Molecule: messenger RNA, 820 nt
Organism: Nannospalax galili (Upper Galilee mountains blind mole rat)
Lineage: Eukaryota; Metazoa; Chordata; Mammalia; Rodentia; Spalacidae
Product: histidine-rich glycoprotein-like
Exons: 2
Source: RefSeq, a predicted model, not a curated record
AGACCUCUAUGCCAACAUCUACCACUACUCAGUCCCCAGCACCCACACCCACCACCACAGUGACCCCUUCCCCAUCACUCUCCAUCACAGAGACCUCACCGUCAACUUCUACAGUAACAGAAACCACAACCCCAACACCUACCACUACUCAGACCCCAACACCUCCACCCACCAUCACCACAGUGACCACAACCCCAACACCUACCACUACUCAGACCCCAACACCUACACCCAGCACCACAGUGACCACAACCCCAACACCUACCACUACUCAGACCCCAACACCUACACCCAGCACCACAGUGACCACAACCCCAACACCUACCACUACUCAGACCCCACCCCCUCCAUCCCCCACCACCACAGUGACCACAACCCCAACCCCAGCACCUCCAUCCCCCACCACCACAGUGACCACAACCCCAACACCUACCACUACUCAGACCCCAACACCUCCCUCCACCACCACCACAGUGACCACAACCCCAGUACCUACCACUACAGAGACCUCUACUCCAUCAUCUACCACUUCUCAGACCCCAACAUAUACCACCACCACAGUGACCACAACCCCAGCAUCUACACCCACCACCACAGUGACUACAACCCAAACAUCUACUGUCACAGAGCCCUCCACUCCAACAUCUACCACUACUCAGACCCCAACACCCACUACCACAGUGACCACGACCCCAGUACCUACCACUACAGAGACCUCUACUCCAACAUCUACCAUUUCUCAGACCCCAACAUAUACCACCACCACCACAGUGACCCCAACCCCAACACCCACCACCACAGAGACCUCAGCAUCUACUAG